GCGCUUCCGGUGUCCGAUAGGUCCAUUUUCACGCUAAAACUUCCUAGAAGGCUUUUAGUAGUCUGGGGGGGGGGGGCGGUCCUAAAGCGACCGGAGUCAUAAUCAAUGGAAUGGAACCUUUUCUCGUUUUUUACAUUCCCCCCCCCAAAAAAAAUCAUUAACUAAUUAACGGCUGGCAGCUUUUACAAAUUGGCCUUUUAUUUUAAAACCCGUGCAGCCAUUUUGUUCCCGCUUUGCAAAUUUUACCGGAAGUUAUGGCUCUAGUCUUUCUCCCCCUGGAACGCCACCGCCAACUACAGUGCACUGUGAGUGGAGAUGUGAAAGCCUGACAAACGUGGGAGGAAAUGUGCCUCCCACCCAGCACUGUUGCUUGUUCCGUUGUGUGACUGUAUAAAACAGUUUCUGCCCAAACAUCAUCCACAAUGCACCAGGUCUACGUUCAGAUUUGAUGGAGCAUCAUGGCACUGCUGCGGUUCUUAUGCCACAAUAUGCAGCACCAUUGCUUAUUAGCUCUGAGGAGCCCACGAUCAUGCGUGCACAUAGCACGACCAUACUGUUCACCAGCCUCCAAGAGGCCUGAGGCUAACAUUCCAGUGGAAGUAGCUACAAGUCUUCUCCAUCGCUUAACGGAAGCUGCGAAGGUGCUGGGAAGGAACUCCCUUCGGAGAAUCUCUGCAGCCGCCCAAAAUUGGUGGGACCAAUAUGAGGAGUUUGUUGGAAUCAAUGAAGUUCGAGAGGCUCAGGGAAACGUAACAGAGGCUGAGAAAAGGUUUAUGGUAGCUCGAGGGAUUGUACGAGAAGCCCGUGAAACUUGGGAAUCCCAGCAGCUCAAACUGAAGGACAUUCGGGAUCGUUUAGACAGAGUCUCACGGGAUGACAGUCAGUACCUGGAGCUGGCAACCCUGGAGCACAGGUUACUGCAGGAAGAGAAGAGGUACCGAGCCUCCUACCUAACUGCUGAGGAAUCUGAGCGAGAAAUGUUCUCUCUCUUCUCUGCUGCUGUGAGGGAAAGCCACGAGAAAGAGCGAACAAGAGCAGAGAAAACAAAGAACUGGUCCAUUAUCGGCUCAGUGCUGGGAGCCAUUAUCGGUGUCCUUGGCUCCACCUACGUCAACCGUGUUAGACUGCAGGAGUUAAAAACCUUGGUUCUCGAAGCGCAAAAGGGACCAAUAAGCCUUCAGGAAGCCAUCCGAGAACAGGCCUCAAGCCAUGACUCCCAACAGAGGGAUCUAAGUGAUCUCGUUGCCAGCCUGAAGAGCAUCCUGGACGUUGCGAUUAUGACAUCACAGGAAGUAAAGGAAGGGGCCUCCUCUGCUGAAGGCAACCUGAGCUCCUCUCUGAAAAUGGACCCUCUCUUAGUUUCCCUUAAAGAACAGCUGAUCUACUCCAAACAAAUGAAUUCAUUGCUCGGAAGUUUGCAACAGCAGCUUAGCAACCUGCAAAAUAGUUUCAGGGAAAUGGCUUCCGAGGUACAGAACAUAAAGAGUGCAGCUUAUCCAACUCCUGGGGAAAGAGCAUUACUUGGCCCUUCUGUGGAAGGGAACAGUCAGUCCUGGGAGGUACAGGAUGUGGUUCUAGAGCUGUGUGACACAGAGAGGAGACUGGAAGCCCAAAUGAAGAGAAACUCAAUCUACAGCACAGCCUUCACAUGCACUGUCUUUGCCUUUGCACUUCCUGCCCUGUACAUACUGCUCAAGGGUAAUUGAGCCUAAAAAUCAUGUGUUGGAGUAAUAAAAUGACAUUCCCUGA
Heteronotia binoei (common prickly gecko) is the source of this 1749-nucleotide messenger RNA. RefSeq names its product coiled-coil domain containing 51 (gene CCDC51). The coding region runs from base 459 to 1706 and encodes 415 amino acids. The transcript is spliced from 5 exons. The record is from RefSeq and is a predicted model, not a curated record. Lineage: Eukaryota; Metazoa; Chordata; Lepidosauria; Squamata; Gekkonidae.